AUGCGUGAGGCCAUCUGCAUCCACAUUGGUCAGGGCGGCGUGCAGAUCGGAAAUGCUUGCUGGGAGCUCUUCUGCCUCGAGCACGGCAUCCAGCCUGACGGCCAGAUGCCCUCCGACAAGACGAUCGGCGGAGGAGAUGAUGCGUUCAAUACGUUUUUCAGUGAGACGGGCGCUGGCAAGCACGUGCCCCGCUGCGUGAUGGUCGACUUGGAACCCACCGUCGUGGAUGAGGUUCGCACAGGCACCUACCGUCAACUUUUCCACCCGGAGCAGCUCAUUUCUGGCAAGGAGGAUGCGGCAAAUAAUUUCGCUCGUGGGCAUUACACGAUUGGGAAAGAAAUCGUGGACCUGGUCUUGGACCGCAUCAGAAAGCUGGCUGACAACUGCACCGGACUCCAAGGGUUUUGCGUGUACAACGCAUGCGGCGGAGGAACAGGAUCAGGCCUCGGAUGUCUCAUGCUCGAGAGGCUUUCCGUGGAUUACGGCAAGAAGAGCAAGAUCUCCUUCACGGUCUGGUGCUGCCCUCAGGUGGCGACUGCCGUGGUCGAGCCCUACAACACUGUUUUGUGUGUCCACUCGCUACUUGAGCACACGGAUGUGACCAUCAUGUACGACAACGAGGCGUUGUAUGAUAUUUGCCGCCGGAACCUGGACAUUGAGCGACCUACGUACACCAACCUGAACCGCCUCAUCGCACAGAUCAUCUCAAGUUUGACCGCAUCGCUGCGAUUCGAUGGAGCUUUGAACGUGGAUAUCACGGAGUUCCAGACCAACCUGGUCCCAUACCCGCGCAUCCACUUCAUGUUGACGUCCUAUGCUCCUGUGAUCUCGGCUGAGAAG
This is a messenger RNA of Symbiodinium necroappetens, 840 nucleotides long. The record is from the annotation of a GenBank genome assembly. Lineage: Eukaryota; Dinophyceae; Suessiales; Symbiodiniaceae.